Molecule: messenger RNA, 1287 nt
Organism: Miscanthus lutarioriparius
Lineage: Eukaryota; Viridiplantae; Streptophyta; Magnoliopsida; Poales; Poaceae
Source: the annotation of a GenBank genome assembly
AUGGGGAACCGGAUAGGCGGGCGGCGCAAGUCCGGGGUGGAGGAGCGGUUCACGCGCCCGCAGGGGCUCUACGAGCACAAGGACAUCGACCAGAAGAAGCUGCGCAAGCUGAUCCUCGAGGCCAAGCUCGCGCCCUGCUACCCGGGCGCCGACGACGCCGCGGCCGGCGGAGGGGACCUCGAGGAGUGCCCCAUCUGCUUCCUGUACUACCCAAGCCUCAACCGUUCAAAGUGUUGCUCAAAGGGGAUAUGUACAGAGUGUUUUCUUCAAAUGAAACCGACUCAUACUGCUCGGCCUACACAGUGCCCAUUCUGCAAAACGCCCAAUUAUGCUGUGGAGUAUCGUGGUGUGAAAACAAAGGAGGAAAGGAGCAUAGAGCAGUUUGAAGAACAGAAAGUCAUAGAAGCACAGUUGAGGAUGCGCCAAAAAGAACUCCAAGAUGAAGAAGCUAAAAUGAAAAGAAAACAGAGCAGGUGUUCUUCUAGCAGAACAGUAACCCCAACAACAGAAGUUGAGUAUCGAGAUAUUUGCAGCACAUCCUUUUCAGUGCCAUCAUAUCAAUGUACUGAGCAAGGAAAUGAAUGCUGUUCAUCUGAACCUUCAUGCUCUAGCCAGGCUAACAUGCGGCCUUUCCAUUCUAGGCACAACCGUGAUGAUAAUGUUGAUGUGAAUCUGGAGGAUAUGAUGGUUAUGGAAGCAAUUUGCCGUUCCAUUCAGGAACAAGGACAUCUAGUGAAUCCUGUUUGUGGCAGCUACUUUCCUGUAAUCGAGCCACCAUCACGUGAAAGGCAGGCAUUUCUUCCAGCUGCUCCUCUAGAAAUGCCUCAUCCAGGUGGAUAUUCUUGUGCAGUUGCGGCUUUGGCUGAGCACCAGCCAGCAAGCAUGGAUUUCUCUUACAUGGCUGGCAGUAGCACAUACCCAGUCUUUGACAUGAUCCGGCGACCAUGCAACAUGUCCAGUGGAAGCUUGUGCGGCGUCGAGAACAAUUCACUAGACACCUGGAGUGGGAUAGCACCAAGUUGCAGCAGAGAAGUGGUAAGAGAGGAGGGAGAGUGCUCAACCGACCACUGGUCGGAGGGUGCGGAGGCGGGAACAAGCUAUGCCGGAUCGGACAUCAUGGCGGAUGCAGGGACCAUGCAACCGCUGCCCUUCGCUGAGAAUUUCACCAUGGCUCCAAGCCACUUCCGCCCAGAGAGCAUCGAGGAGCAGAUGAUGUUUUCCAUGGCCGUGUCACUAGCAGAAGCUCAUCAUGGUAGGACGCAAGCGCAAGGGCUGGCAUGGUUGUAA